CGUUGACUGCAUGUCCAGUUCUUUCUCGGCUGCUUAUAUAAGUUGCAGAGUGUGGAGAAGGAGACUCAACAAAUUGGCUUUGCUUCUUCCUUUCACCUUCACACUCCCAUUACCUCUCUCAACCUCCCUCCCUCCCUCGUCUGCAAUUUCAAUGGACGGAAUGCACCGAUGCUCUGCCAACUACUCUCCUCUCACUCCCAUCACCUUCCUGGAGCGCUCCGCCGCCGUCUACGGUGAAAGACUUUCUCUCGUCCAUGGAACUGUCCGCUACACUUGGACAGAGACGCUCGAGCGAUGUACCAGACUCGCCUCUGCCCUGGUUGACAUCGGGAUCUCUCGCCGCGACGUGGUUGCUGCUUUGGCACCCAACAUUCCAGCUAUGUACGAGCUUCAUUUUGCUGUGCCAAUGGCCGGCGCAGUUCUUUGCACCCUCAACAUGCGCCACGAUGCGGCAAUGAUUUGUACAUUGCUGAGACAUUCAGAAGCCAAAAUCAUUUUUGUAGACUACCAAUUUCUACAUAUUGUCAAAGGAGCAAUCGAAAUUAUGUCCAAGACGACGGAAGAGCUGCCUCGCGUUGUGAUCAUUAAAGAGUCUGAUCAGCAAUCCUCCUACACCAAUGGAUUCGACUCCAGUUCAGAUGAUUUAGAGUUCGAGAGGCUUUUAGGCACUGGAAAACUUGAUUUCGAGAUCAGACGUCCUCAAGAUGAAGAUGAUCCAAUUUCCCUGAACUAUACUUCAGGCACAACAUCAAGGCCAAAGGGUGUGAUUUACUCCCACAGAGGUGCUUAUCUCAAUACUCUGUCCACAAUCCUUAUAAACAAUAUGUGCUCGAUGCCUGUGUAUUUGUGGACUGUUCCAAUGUUUCACUGCAAUGGAUGGUGUUUAACUUGGGGCGUGGCUGCACAAGGCGGCACAAACAUCUGCCAAAGAAAUGUGACUGCUAGAGAUAUCUUUGCCAACAUUUCUGAGCACAAGGUCACUCACAUGGGCGGUGCGCCAACAGUGUUGAACAUGAUCAUCAAUGCACCAAUUACCGAACAGAAGCUGCUUCCGGGGACUGUAACCGUGAUGACCGGUGGCGCUCCUCCGGCCUCUCAUGUACUCCACAAAAUGAAAGAAUUUGGAUUCCUUAUUGUCCAUUCAUACGGCUUGACAGAAACACACGGGCCAGCAACAGUUUGCAGUUGGAAACCUGAAUGGGAUUCUCUUCCUGAAGAUAAGCAAGCAAAGCUGAAAUCCCGCCAAGGAUUGCAGCAUGUUGGGCUGCAGGGAGUGGACAUAAAGGAUCCAAUCACCAUGGAAAGUGCUCCGGCUGAUGGAAAAACCAUAGGGGAGGUUAUGCUCAGAGGCAACACUGUGAUGAGUGGAUAUUUCAAAGAUCUUAAAGCCACAGAGGAAGCUUUCAGUGGCGGAUGGUUUCGAACAGGGGACUUGGGGGUCAGGCACCCUGAUGGUUACAUCGAAUUGAAGGAUCGAUCAAAGGACAUCAUAAUUUCUGGGGGAGAAAACAUCAGCUCGAUUGAAGUUGAGUCGGCGCUUUUCAGUCACCCAUCAGUUCUUGAAGCUGCCAUUGUGGGACGCCCGGAUGAUCACUGGGGCGAAACGCCAUGUGCUUUUGUGAAGCUCAAGGAUGGGCGUAGUGCUUCUGAAGAAGAGAUCAUCAAGUUUUGCAGAGACAAUUUACCUCAUUACAUGGCUCCAAGAAGCGUUGUAUUCAGAGAUUUGCCGAAGACUUCGACUGGGAAAAUUCAGAAGUUCAAGCUGAAGGAGGAGGCGAAGGCGAUGGGCAGCCUCACCACAAAGAGGUCGACUAAAUAAAUUAGUGAAGGAUGAGA
This is a messenger RNA of Cucurbita pepo subsp. pepo (vegetable marrow), 1836 nucleotides long. RefSeq names its product butanoate--CoA ligase AAE1. NCBI's taxonomy places the organism in Eukaryota, Viridiplantae, Streptophyta, Magnoliopsida, Cucurbitales, Cucurbitaceae. The record is from RefSeq and is a predicted model, not a curated record.